Messenger RNA from Lactuca sativa (garden lettuce), 324 nucleotides. The record is from RefSeq and is a predicted model, not a curated record. Lineage: Eukaryota; Viridiplantae; Streptophyta; Magnoliopsida; Asterales; Asteraceae.
AUGACUUAUCAUAUGAAAAAGGAGGAAGUCACCUUGACCAAACUUCAAGGUCUGUUAAGAACUGCUGAAAGUGGGUUAAAAGGAAAAGCUAUCGCAUCCACUCUUACUGUUGCUGCCCUAGUAUUGGCUAUUGGACGUGGGAAAGGGAAGGAGAUGAAAGCUCCCUCUAAGAAUCACAAGGGAAAGUCUCAUGAUGGAUCUUCUUCAAAUGGAUCCAAAGGAAAAGGUGGUUUUGUUGCUCCUUCGUUUGAUCCAAAAGAAGCAGAGUACUUCCACUGUCAUGGAAAAUGGCAUUUGAAACGAAGCUGCCCAAAAUACUUGUAG